UCCCCCCUCUCCCCCUCCUCGACACCGUCCCGGGCUCACACCGGAACCUCGUCGAUUCGCCGCCUCAUCCUCCUCCGCCCGCUCCAGUCAGAGCUCACCGACGGUGCAGUCCCCUCCUCGGUCUGCGUCACCUACCCGGCACCUGGUCGAGGUUCAACACAGACACCCACCUGGUCGAGGUUCAACACAGACACCUGGUCGAGGUGGUUCAACACAGACACCUACCUGGUCGAGGGUCUCUCUGCCGACGUCCAUUCCAUCUCCCCCCCUCGCCUUCCCCGAUUCCUCCCAUCGGGAUCCCCCACCGGACCCCAAGCGGACCCCGCGAAUCGAGCCGAGGAGAACCCCCUCUCCUCCUCCUCUCCUCCUCCUCCCCCUCCUCUCUCACCGCUUCAUCCCCGACAAGAGCCCGGAUACAGCAAGACGCCAAGAUGGUGUGCGGAGGCUUCGUCUGCUCGAAGAACGCCCUCGGGGCGCUGAACACCCUCUACAUGCUCGUGGGGCUGCUGCUGAUCGGGGUCGCGGCCUACGGCGCAGGCUUCGGCAUCAUCUCCAGCAUCUCGGUGGUGGGCGGCGUCAUCUCCGUUGGCUUCUUCCUCUUCCUCGUCUCCAUCGUCGGCCUCGUCGGUGCCGUCAAGCACCACCAGGUGCUGCUCUUCUUCUACAUGGUGAUCCUGGUGCCCAUGUUCAUCGUGCAGCUCGGCGUGUCCUGCACCUGCCUCGCCCUCAACGAGAACCAGCAGGACACCCUGUUGGAGUUGAGCUGGGCCAACGCCAACAACAAGACCCGGGAAGACGUUCAGAAGUACCUGCAGUGUUGUGGCUUCACCAACACCACGGAAGAUCCGCUCUGCGCUGAGGCUCACCCCGAGUACACGCCUUGCCGCUUAGUCUUUGGCAAGUCUCUAGACGGACUCCUACGCGCAGUCGGGGGCAUUGGACUCUUCUUUGCCUUCACCCUGUUGCUGGGACUGUGGCUGACCCACCGCUACCGCAACCAGAAGGAUCCACGAGGUCACUCCGGGGCAUUCCUGUAACCUUCUCCACCUCCCUCGCCUCCUCCACCUCCUCCUCCACCUCCCUUCCCUCCUCCACCACCUCACUGCCACCCUCACCACCUCCCUACAGCCGUUUAUCUCCCGGUGGGCAGGGCGGGGGGGGGGUUGGUCACAUGACGACGAUUAAGUCGGUAUCGGUUUUCUAAAACUAAACCCCGUUAAUUCCACGGAGGCCGUUGCUCGGGCCCGUGUUUGUUCACGUCCUACGGCCUCGUUGCUCGAUGCGCGGCAGCCUGCGUAGUUGACCCUGUCGGGAGUAAAUGCAAAAAACUCAUUGAAUCUUGGCCUAGGGGGGGGGCUCGCGGAGAAGGCCGCACCACAGCGCUGUCCUGUGGGUGAUAUUUGUACUGGCUGUGCACGAAAACUACACCGGGAAUGUCGGGCGUGCGACUGUCUUUUUGCGCGCGUUUGUGGAGACGCGGUUUCACGUCAAGUCUGCGGUGGGCGCCGUGCACGCGAGGCUCGCUCGGCGAGCGACCGAGAGGAGUCCCCUGCGCCGUUAACGCUGUGGAACUUUGGCGAGCGACCGCUUUUUCAGUUAUUUUUUUUUCCCCGCUGCACCUUUGUAAGGGGUCCUCCAAAAAGCCUCUCCCACCCCCCUCUCUCUCUCGUGUGCGCGGGACCCGGUAUAUAUCCGCUCGCGUUAUUUUUGUGGAAAACCGGCAUGGGUUUGGGUUUGCGUCGUAAUUUCCACCUGCUUAUGUUGCUCUGUAGAUUUAACAGUGCGUGGGGGGCGGGUGGGUGGGUGAGCGGGGAUGAGUUUCGGAUUAAACGCUUUCACGUUUUUUCAGGACAAUUUCUGAGCUUUUGUUUUCACAUUUUUUUCCCCCCGAUCGUUUUCACUGCGCGAUGCGAGCGGCUCCUCGACGCCCGACGCGAGCGUCGUCACCGUCGCCGGUUACCGCGGGACACCAGGGAGAGGUUCCAGGCGACGUCACAGCGCAACGGCAUUUGGCAGUGACCUCACGUCUCCAGUUUAAAAUGCGGAUCGCAUUUUUACUUUAACAAAUUAUGCGGUGAUGCUUCCGCCGCCGCCGCCGCCGCUGCGUUGGCAGUGGUUCACACCAGCCCAGAUAAAUGACAGAAGACUCAAUACGUUCAUAAGUGACGCUGUGUGGUCAUAAAUGAAUCUAAAAUCAUUUACGUGCUAUAAAGAAACGGGCCCAUUGCCUGUAGCGUCGCCAAUUAUUAACAUAUUUUUUUUCUCUUUUAAGGCCCCACGCAGCCUUACUGACGAACGUGUUGACACUUGUACUGCAAUGUUCGGGGAAUGUAACGCUCCUGUCGUUUGACGGUCCGUGUCUGCGCUGGCACGAAGAUGCUCGGCGGGAGUUGGUGCGGGGCGGUGACGGGCGUGAACCGGAGAUUACGAGAGCCAGGCUCCGUAGGAGAUGGAGGUAUCGUCGCCGGGAGGCGACCUGUGCGAGUUGUGGACGGUGGUGGGGGGGGGGGCAUCGUGGGUGGGAGAUGAUGUGUGGGAGUUGGAAUGUCGUGCUUCUGUCUGCAAGGGGAGCAAAAUCAUUGAAUAAACGUGGUCACGUGGA
This is a messenger RNA of Petromyzon marinus (sea lamprey), 2602 nucleotides long. Lineage: Eukaryota; Metazoa; Chordata; Hyperoartia; Petromyzontiformes; Petromyzontidae. The record is from RefSeq and is a predicted model, not a curated record.